UCAGAACCAAAUGAAGAUUUAAAUAGCAUUAAUGAAAAAACAAUGAUACAUACCAUAUUUGCAAUUGUUUCCGGUUCUUGUAUAGCAGUAAUGUUAUUACUUACUUUAGUUUGGUUAAAGAAAAGAAGAGGACAAAACUUAUCUAAUAAUAAUAGCGAACACAUUGAACAGCACAAGUAUGUAAUUAUAUCAAACACCAAUUAUGCUGACGAAGUGUUAUCGAUACAGCUGGAAAAAACCAUUGCAAAAUUUGGGAUUGAAAAUGACUGCAUUUUUCGCCGCAACAAUUUAAAAUGUGGUGAUGACAAUUCAACUGUUCUGAUAUUACUCCCUGUUGAACACGACUCGUUCAAAAUGAGAACUUCAGGGGACAUCAAAUAUAAAGAAAUUAUAGAAUCGAUUUCAAAAAGAAAUAUGAAAAAUAUCUUACUAGUUUAUUUUCCUUACAUUAAAGGUGCAAAGCGUGUUAGAUGGUCAUUUUUGCAAAAGUUCAAAACAAUCCGUCUUUCACAAGAUUUCAAAAAAAUGAUUAAAUUUUUGAAUAUAAACUAUAAAAACUUUAAUCAAAAUGUAUUGUUUGGAAUAAGAUCUGAAUUAGAUGAAGAAGUAAAACGAAUUCAACAAAUGUUUCAAACACAAGUUUCAACUUCAGCUGGUACCCAUGGUAUUCAUAUUCGGAAUUCUCCAGAUCAUUUUGAUCAUAUAGAAUCUUUCACUUCUCCAAAAUCAUUCGAUCGUAUAUCGGAAAGUUAUGAACAAGACUCAUGCGAAAUACAUAAACCUAUUACACAAAGGUGUCCGGUUCAUAAUCCGCGUUUUCAUCAUCAACCUUUUCCUGAUAACACGAUGUAUACAACUAAUUUAACAAAUAUUCAUCAACAUGAAAAUAUUCCGCUUUUAGAACACGUGAUUCCUCCAUCACCAGAGUCAUCUGAGAGAAAUCCAAAAUAUCAUGAACCAUUAAGAACUAAUUCAGGAGAUACUGGCUAUGGACCAUCUCGUAUGAACUCAUCUUCGGAUGAUGAUUUGCGCAAAGAAGACGCCUUGGCCGAUGAUGAUAGUUUAAUUGACCAAAUAAUGUUGGUAAAUAAAGAUCACUUUCCAUCCACACCUUCCGAGAUUGAUCCAAUGUUAGCAAUAAACUUCCAAAUGUGAAAAUAUCAAUUUAACAUUUUUGCAUUAUAUAAGCUUUAAC
Mytilus trossulus (common blue mussel) is the source of this 1195-nucleotide messenger RNA. RefSeq lists its product as uncharacterized. NCBI's taxonomy places the organism in Eukaryota, Metazoa, Mollusca, Bivalvia, Mytilida, Mytilidae. The record is from RefSeq and is a predicted model, not a curated record. The transcript is spliced from 2 exons. The coding region runs from base 43 to 1155 and encodes 370 amino acids.